GGGUCAUCCCCAGUACCCCCUAGAUGUGCCGUCACAGGGCUUCCCUUUGCCGUCGUUGGGAUGCCUCACUGAAAAGUGAUUUUUUUCGUUCAGAUCGGAUCCUGUCCCUCGCACCCCAAACCACACUGGUUACUCAAGGUGCCGGGCUGUUAUAGCAAAUAGUUUGCCUGUAUUUGAGCCUUUCAGCGAGGGAUUUAGGAAGAGGCCUUGAGGCAUCCGGGAGCCACCUGUGCCAUCUUGCCAGAUGUGGCAUCACGAAACGUGAUUCCUUGGGACCUUGCUUUCUUUGGCGCACGUAACUACGGCCCGCGCAACAGUCAGAUUUGUGGACUUGUCUUUCUGAAAGUACAACUGAAAGUACAACUUGCUGCCAGUGACGGACAGACUGUUGCUUUGUUUCUUGUUCUGCUGCCUGGGCUGGAAAAAAUCUUUCCUGUUCGGUGCCUUUGUGGUUUUGCUCUUUUAGCCUGGUCUUGCUUAAAUUUCUUGCUUUUUGUGGCGUGCGUGUAGCUGUGAUUUGGGAACAGGAGGGCUUAUAUUUUUUUCAGGUGAUGCUUUGAUUUUUUGUUUUUCUCGUGGAUUAGGUACCUAGAUAGACUUUUUCUUUUUCAUCUUCCAAAAGAGUGUUGAGUAGGUAUGUCCGACUGUGCCUCCUGACCAUCUCCAGUUUGAAGCUGCAUGUAAAAUUCCUUUUUAAUGAGUGGACUUUUAGUGGAUACGUGUAUUUACAGCUUGAGGUGAACACAAGUGUACAUGUAGGUGUACACAAAUAUUUUAACUACCUUUCUUUAAAAUUGUACUUUUAGUUUUUGUUUAGAGUUACGUGAAAGAUAGUGUUACCUGGUAGAUUUAGGGUGCUUCUUGUAUAACCAUGUUUAAGGCAGCAUGUAUUUAACAUAGCUCUUCAUAUACAAAUGUAAAGUUGAGUAGUGAUUCAAGUUGAGGAUUAUUUGAUUUAAAGAUAAUAGAAGCAGCUCUUGAUUUCAUUACACAAAACUCCUCCUAGUUGUUUGGCUCUCGGAGUGUUCGUUUUGGCCUGCAGAUAGGCACUCACGCAACUUUGUUAUUCAUUUUUAGUAUACCCAGGUUUGUGGGCUCCAGCCUAGAUCAGAGGGACCCUGUUGUGCUAGUCAGAGCUGCCAAAUAUAAAAAGAAUUUAUUUUUAAAUCCCCUCUCCAAAGAACUUGCAUCCUCCGCUCUAGAGAAGACAUGCAAAUAUGGCCCUUGGUAGGCUAGGUGGUGUGCUGCCUCAUGGCUUUUGCUUCUACUCCAAAGUUUAUAAAGGACUGUCUUUACUUAUUCUGCUUUUAUUGGUUAAUAUGUGAACAUACUGGGAAAGUGCUGUGAUUGUGGAGCUCUCAUCAUGGCCUCAUGAACCUUGGUGUGGGUGCUGGACCUAUCUGAGCUGCUUCCCAUCCACGUCAUGAAGAGGGCAAAGGCUGUGGAGCAGCAGCCCUCAGAGGUGGGACUGAACAGCAAAUUUGGCAAAGGCAGGUUGCAUUGAUGGUUAACCAUUAGCUGGUGUCUUUGACAUGAUUGUAGAGGAAUUAGAAAGGGCCUUUUGAAAUUAGACUCUGGUUGAGGUGAGGUGUAAGACCGAGGGGUGGCGCUUCUGUAUGUUUUGUCGAUUGGCGUCGGAGAUGCAGAAGCGUCCGUGGAUGCUAGUGAGGACACCCCACCGAUGUGGGGAUGUCACCUGAGAUGUUCUCUGCAGAAUAUCCCCUGGCUUGUGUGGUCCUGCUUGUGCCUUGACCUCCCAUCCCUUAUCUUUUUGGAUUUUCUUCCAAGUCUCUGCUGCCUGAAUUGCUUGUGUUUACUAGAGCUUCACCAAGGCAGGUUCGUCUCACCCUCCUAAAACAGGAUAUAUCCUGGCACAAACUGAAAUGACCUCAAAGAACACAAUUUGGUGUAUUUUCAAGGUCUUCAGCCAAGCUGUUCUCACUCCCCGGUGCAUGUAAGGAUACUUGCCUGGGUCUCAGCAGCUGCUGUGCCGUCUUGUUGUGAUAAGACUUUUUGGGUUAUUCACCUCAUUUCUCAUAGAUGGAAUAGCCCACAUAUAGCACCAUGGUAAUUCAGCCGUAUCACCUCCUGUUCACGAGCCGGCCUGGUUGGAGUUAGCUGAAAGGUCUCUGCACAGCAUUGCCUGAAGCAACUUGCCUACACUUGGGCAUGUAUCUGAAAGUUACUCCAUCAAAAUCACUGAAGAGAUUUGUGUAAAGAGGUGCUGAAGGAUUUACUGUAUCUACUUUCAGGCAGGGAGCCUAUUUUUUUUUAAGCUCUCCAUAUAUUUUUAAUUGUUCCUGAAGUCUGCCAUAAUCCUAAAUGUAAAAGGCAAUAGAUAUUUUCAUUGGCAGCUUUCUCAUGUUACUUAGUUUUAUAAUAAAGGCAUGAGAGAAUGAAUUUUAGAGCUAAUUUGAAAACAUCCACCCAUGUUAAAACAGCUUAAAAAGGGCUCAAAUAAACUCAAGUUCAAGAGAAAAAAGAACAAAAAACCUGUGUUCUGAUGUUUCAGACCUCAGCUCCCAACCUUGCCGGCCUGUGUCUGAAGACACCCCAGGUCAUUUUUUCUCACGAGAAGUAUAUUGAAAUCAAUUUUGGACAAAACGUUGAUGCUGUGUUCUUCCUAGGGGAGCUGAUCACAGCCGCAUAUGAGCUUGGAGUCGCCCACCCUCCCGGCUACCCUUUGUUCACGCUGCUGGCCAAACUGGUGAUUGGGCUGUUGCCCUUCGGGUCCGUUGCGUACCGAGUAAAUCUGCUCUGCGGCUUGUUGGGAGCAGCUGCAGCGUCUUUGCUUUUUUACACAGUUUUCAGGCUUUCUGGCUCAUAUGCUGGAGGAAUCCUUGCUGCGGGGGUGUUUUCAUUUUCUCGUCUAACAUGGCAGUGGUCCAUCGCGGCAGAGGUUUUUAGCUUAAACAAUCUGUUUGUGGGGCUGCUUAUGGCUCUCACCGCACAUUUUGAGGAGGCAUCCACUGCGAAAGAGAGAUCAAAGAUCUCCAAAAUUGGUGCCUUUUGCUGUGGGCUCAGUUUGUGCAAUCAGCACACGAUAGUGCUUUAUGUUGUUUGCGUUGUGCCUUGGGUUCUCUUUCGGCUUUUCAGAAAGAUGGAAUUGUCCCUAGGCCAUUUGCUGAAGUUGGGUUUAUGCUUCUUGGCUGGUUUGCUGCCUUAUCUCUAUCUGCCGGCUUCGUCCUACCUCAACCGAGCCCGUUGGACGUGGGGAGACCAGACGACUUUUCAAGGAUUUUUGACCCACUUUCUCAGGGAAGAAUAUGGGACGUUCAAUCUGGCCAAAUCAGAGACAGGAUCCAGUAUGAGAGAGAUAUUGGUUUUCCAGCUGACGCAGAUGAAGUCUGAGCUCUCCCUUGCUGUCCUCACCCUGGCGCUCGUGGCCUGUUUAAGUGCAGCCCUGCCGACAACGCAGCAGAAAUUGCCCGUGAUUUGGCUCUUCACUGGAAUGCUCUGUGUUUAUUCACUGUUCUUUGCUUGGAGGGCAAAUUUGGAUAUUACAAAACCUCUGUUUCUGGGUGUGGUGGAACGAUUCUGGAUGCAGAGCAACGCAGCAGUCGCUGUGCUAGCGGGUCUGGGACUAGCCUGGCUUAUCUCUGUCGGAAACACCGUGCUGGAGAACAGCCGGGCGCUGCCGUGUCUGGAGUGGCUUUCUGCUAUCGCUCUUGUUACUUGUCAAGUCUGUGCCAAUUACAGUGCUUGUGAUCAAAGCAGCAAUCAUGUUAUUGAUAACUUUGCAAGAAAUCUGCUGUCCUCGAUGCCGAUGGGUGCAGUGAUCUUGCUAAGAGGAGACUUACCUGGGAAUGCUCUUCGUUACAUUCAUUAUUGCGAAGGGAUGAGGCCAGAUAUCACAUUAGUGGACCAGGAGAUGAUGACUUAUGAGUGGUAUUUACCCAAGCUGGCAAAGCAUUUACCUGGCAUUUAUUUUCCUGGGAACCGGUGGAAUCCUGUGGAAGGAGUAUUACCUGAUGGGACACUUGCUUUUAAUCUCCAUCGUUUCCUCAAAGUAAAUAAACAUAAGGAAGUGUUUGUCUGCAUAGGUCUUCAUGAAGGGGACUCAACGUGGAGAAAGAGCUAUUUGCUUUGGCCAUGGGGUACUUGUGAAAAGUUGGUUCCUUCUGAAGUUGUCUUUGACCCAGGAGAGUGGAUUCGUCUUACAAGAAGUCUCUAUAACUGGACUGAAGACUAUGGAAGGUUCAAGCCCUCUUCCUGGGAAGCUGUCGCGAAUGAGGAGAUGUGGCAAGCCAGGAUGAAAACAGCUUUCUUUAUAUUUGACCUUGCAGAAACUGCCAGUGUGACUGCAGAAAUAAAAUCACAACUUUACACAUUUGCGUACGCUUCAUACAAAGAAAUUAUCAACUCUCAUCCAAAGCAUCCUGUGAACUGGCACAAAAACUAUGCAAUAGCUUGUGAAAGGAUGCUGCGUCUCCACCGGGUGGAUGUGGAUCCUGAAGCAUUGCUCUCUGAAACUAUUAAACAUUUCCUUCUGUACACUGAGAAAGCAGAGGACGAUCCCCAGCGACAAGAUAUUCUGCAGGCUGUAAAACACCUGAAGAAAGAACUGCAGGUGCUGAGGAAAAUGAAGAAAAAAGAUCUGAAGCAGCAAGCUGUAUAGAGCCUGUUUGAUGUGCUUUCUGAAGUGCCAGAAUUUGGAAGUCGGGAGAUAAAAUCGAAUUGGUCAUUAACAAUAUGAGAAUGGCUUUAAAAGGUGACAGAAAUAUUAGCAAAGAAGAUAUCAAACUUGAUCACCUUUGUAGAAACAGGCUGUUGUUUGUUCUUCAAUUGUCAUUGCCAAAUGAACAUUUUGUAUUGUUUUGUAUGGGGAAAGCGCAUAGCAAAAUAAAAUACCAGGUGUAAAA
This is a messenger RNA of Struthio camelus australis, 4862 nucleotides long. RefSeq names its product transmembrane protein 260 (gene TMEM260). The record is from RefSeq and is a predicted model, not a curated record. Lineage: Eukaryota; Metazoa; Chordata; Aves; Struthioniformes; Struthionidae.